CAACGACGCUUAUUUAUAUGUACAUACUUUUGUGUAAUAUAUUGCUAAGGGGAACCUAAACAGAUCCCAACAUGGGUGGCGGUGAUUUGAAUCUGAAAAAAUCAUGGCAUCCACACACUAUGAAGAACCAAGAGCGCGUUUGGAAAGCGGAGCAGGCGAAGCAGGAGGAACAACGCAAAUUAGAUGAUUUGCGCAAGGAGAUCAACGAGGAGCGCGACCGCGAGGAGCUCAGACGCAUAGGAGAGAAUUCUGGCGUUCUGUCCAGCAGCGGCGGCGGCGAAGCGAAGCUGGAGUGGAUGUAUAAAAAUAGCGCAGAGCUAAUCAACCGAGAGGAAUAUCUGCUGGGACGCAAGAUAGAUAAAUCGUUUGAACAGCUGCAGGCGGAGGAGCGACGCCAGGAGAGUACACUGGGUGUUAAGCAGUCCAUCAACCAUGUUGAGCACGAGUGUGUGCCAUUCUCAAUACGGGAAUACCGUAACCUGCAGUCCACCGAGCAGGUGGACAUGCAACGCAAGACAAUGGAAGAUCCGUUGAUGCUCAUCAAGCAGAGGGAAAUGGAAUCGCGUCGGAAACUGCUGGAGAAUCCGGUGCGACUUAAGGAAAUCCACCGCAUACUCAAAACAGAGCAGGAACAAGCGACGAAACGCAAUAAAAAGCCCAAGAAAAGCAAAAAGACAAAGAAAAAGAAGGGCAGAAGCCAUGAUGACAGCGACAGCAACGAUGACCUGGACAGAAAGCUGGCAAAGCAGAUGAAGAAACUGAAGGGCGAAAGCACAAAUGACGAAUUCAAGCUCGACAAACUGCUGGAUGCCAAGUAUCGUACGUUGACCAAACAGCUGGACAUGGCUACAAAGCACAAAAAGACAAAACACAAGAAAAAAUCACGGCGUCGCAGCCGUAGCAGCAGCAGCAGCAGCGAUGACAGCGACAGCAGCGCGGAGGAGCCAAGCAAACAGACCAGGGAAAAAAGGGGAAGACGUGGCAGAAGCAACAGCAAAGAAGCUGAGCCCAGCAAACAGACCAGGGAAAAAGGGGGAAGACGUGGCAGAAGCAACAGCAAAGAAGCUGAGCAGAACAAACAGUCCAGGGAAAUUAGAGGAAGAUGUGGCAGAAGCAACAGCAGCGACAAUGAACGAACAAAACGCAGGGUGCGGGAGGACGUCAAAAGGCAUCGCGACGCUAGCAAUAGCAGACGCUGGGGAAGCAGAAGUCGCAGUCCACGUAGAGAUCGAGAUCAGCGGCCGCAGCGCAGAGAACCCAGCAGAGAGAGACGGCGACGCAGCGCCACACCGGAAAAACGUCCAGCUGUUCGACGUGCGUCGCCACCGGCGGCACGUCAGGCAGCGAAAUCCAAACCCAAGCUGAGCGAAAGUGAGCGUGAGGCGCGUCUGCGCGAGAUGAUGGACAAUGCCACAUGGCGGGAGGCGGAUCGUACCAAGGCCGUGCACAAGCAUCGAGAGGAAUAUGCUCGCGAGGAGGCGCAAAACCAGGCCCGCGAUUUCGACCAACAGUUCAUCAACAAGCAGGUGAAGAAGGCCAUUGAUAAUCAGACCUCCAUUGGCAAUCGCAUACGUUCCAAUCUAAACAACAUACAACGCACCUCGGCUGCCAUGGAUACGAACUUUGCCCGCAAGUAGCUCCCGGACAAACACUUGGCCGUAAGUCCGUAUUGUUAGGCUUAUGCAGUAGAUUAAGGAUUAAACCCAUGGCCCACGCAUUCUUCCUAUAAAGCUUGUUUAGCUAAUUGAUAUAUUAAAUGGCGAUUUUAUUUUGGUACGAGUGUACCCGACUAUGAAAUACACUAUACCCAGAAAUAACAAAUGCAGAGUUAGGAGUAUUUAGAGAUGGGAAUGGGUCCGUUUCAACCUAAGAAGCGAAUGGAGACGCGACAGACCUGACCAGAUCGACUCAGUUCUUCGCA
Molecule: messenger RNA, 1921 nt
Organism: Drosophila novamexicana
Lineage: Eukaryota; Metazoa; Arthropoda; Insecta; Diptera; Drosophilidae
Gene: Cwc25
Product: pre-mRNA-splicing factor CWC25 homolog
Exons: 3
Coding region: 72-1637 (521 amino acids)
Biological process (GO): mRNA splicing, via spliceosome
Cellular component (GO): U2-type spliceosomal complex
Source: RefSeq, a predicted model, not a curated record